This is a messenger RNA of Apiotrichum porosum, 2451 nucleotides long. RefSeq lists its product as uncharacterized. Gene Ontology annotation, biological process: cytoplasmic microtubule organization; cytoskeleton-dependent intracellular transport. The transcript is spliced from 10 exons. Gene Ontology annotation, cellular component: cytoplasm; centrosome. The coding region runs from base 1 to 2451 and encodes 816 amino acids. Gene Ontology annotation, molecular function: dynein light intermediate chain binding; microtubule binding. Lineage: Eukaryota; Fungi; Basidiomycota; Tremellomycetes; Trichosporonales; Trichosporonaceae. The record is from RefSeq and is a predicted model, not a curated record.
AUGUCCCGUCGCGAGCAGGACGCCCUGCUCGCGCUGUUCAACAGCUUCCGGCCAUCGCGGCGAGUCACUGCGUUUGACCAGCUGGCCGACGCCAAGGUUCUCAUGGAGGUGAUGCACUCCAUUGAUGCGACUCACUUCAAGGGUGGGCCCAAGGCGGCGGCGGCUAAGCCCUCAACCUCAUCUCCGUCCGACAACUGGGUUCUGCGUAUGAACACACUCAAGCGCCUGUACCGCCUUCUACUCUCGUACCCACUGAAUGCACCAAACGCGCAGACGUUAGCCGUCACUACCUUGCCCGAACCGAACUUCAAUGCCGUCGCACGCAACCCCAAGUCACCAGAAGGCUCCGCUGGCCUGGUCCAGAUCUGUCGCCUCUGCGUCGUUGUCGGCGCGAUGGGUCCAGCCAAUGAACGAGUCAUUGCCAAGAUUCAGGCGCUCGACGAGGGUGCCAUGGUCGAGCUCAUGAAGACAAUAGAAGGCGUCAUGGCAACGUUGCCACAGGGUCACGAAGGAGACGAUGAGGCCAAGGAAGCAGAGGCUAGUCCAUUGUCGCCUCCCGUAUCGGCCCUUCGCGAGGAACGGGACCGCCUGUUACAGGAGAACGACGACCUGCGCUCCAAAUACGAACAAAUGACGGAGCAGGUUGCCAACCUGAGUGUCCAGAUGAAUGAGGCCUCGGAAGCCCGCGAGAAUGACCGUCGCGCUUCCUUGGAAGCUGCACGCACCACGACUGUCGGCAUUAGCGAAACCGAGUCGCUUCGCGCCGAUCUCGUCCGCGCCGAGGACGGACUGGCAGAGACCGAAGCUGCCCUGGAGAAGCAGACCACUCUCGUGGCCGAGCUCACCAAGACUGUUGAGGAGCUUCGUGGGACUGCGUCCGAGGUUGCCAAACUCCGUGACCAAGUGGAAGAGUUCCGGCAAGUAGAGGAACGCCUGCACAAGAACGAGAAUGUUAUUGAAAAGUACAAGAAGAAGCUGGAAGACUCGGCCGGUCUCCGUCGCGAGCUUCGUAUCCUGGAAGAGGAGAAUACCGUCAUGAUGGACAAGAACGCCAAGCUCGAGGUCGAGUUGCGCAAGCUCUCCGCUGCCAAGGCCCUGAACGACAACUACCGCACACAGGUUGAGACCCUCGAAAAGAGCACGAACCAACAGGCGUCUGAGUUUGCCAACCUCACGGUCCAGCUCGAGCAGGCACAACAGGCCCUCGCCGACAUGGAACGUGACCGUGACCGCCUUCGUGACGAGAUCCACGUCCACCAGGAGCGCAUCAAGGAUCUUGAGGCGCCCAACAAGCAGCGGCCCAUUUCGAUGAUGGGAUCGCUAGAUGUCGGAGACACGUCGCUAGAUGCCGAGCUGGACCUGACAGGUGACGAGAAUGAGGGUCUCAGCAAGACCGAGCUGCGUCGGCGGAUCCGCACCCUCGAGCACAAGCUUGCUGGUGUGGAAGCACCAUCCGAGGACAGCGAGAAGAUGGCUGCCCUCGAGACUAUGCUUGCCGAAGCCGGUAAAGGUCGCGAGCGGUACCAGGCCGACUACCUCGAGGCAAAUCGCCAGAUGCUCCUUACACAGGCCAAGCUCGAGCAUAUUGUCACUGGCCGCGGCGGUGACGAGACUGCCACUGCGCUGGCCCUUCGCCAAAAGCUCGACGAGGUCCUCGAGGAGCGCGAUCACCUCGUCAAGGAUAAACAGGCUGCCGAGGUCGCCCACAGCGAGCUUGUUCGUCAGCUCACCAACGUCAAGGCUGACUUGGGUCUUGUCGACAAGGACAAGCGCAGCAUCAUUGCCUCUGCCCGUGACGAGGCACGUUCCGAGAACCAGACAUACAGCAGGCAGGUCACGCACCUGACCGACGAACUGGCCACACUCCGCGAACGCGACCGCUUGCACCUUGAGGAAAUCCGUCAUCUCAUGAUGGACAAGAUUGAGAUGCAGGCGUCGGGUAUCGAGCAGGGUCAGGAGGCUCUUGAACGUGAGCGCCGUUUCAACGACAUGCGCGCCUCGCUCGAGGCGGCUGGCAUACCACUUGCAUCUCAGGGUCCCAUGCUCGACAUGCAGGAGCGCAACGACAAGCUCACUACCGAGGUUGCAACGCUCAGCGAAAAGCUCAAGAAGGCGCGCGCGUUCAUCAAGAACCAGGACGCGCUCUUCCGUGCCGAGGAAGGCAAGAGGCUCUCUGCAACGACGAGCGAGGCUCAGAAGGCGUACGAAGCGCAGAUCACCCAGCUAAAGAGCGAGCUCUCGCUGGCGAAGAGCACUGCCUUGUCGAUGGACUCUCGUUACCGCCAAGAGCAACAGCUUAUGCUUGCUGCCUGGCACGACGUUGGAGCUCGUGUCGUGCGCGACCACGUCGUGGCUGCAGGCCUGCGCCGCCCAGUGGUACAGCGUCCAGCUCCCGUCGCCUGGCUCAGCCGUCAGAGAAAGCACCAGGACGAAGCCCUCUUCGCCAAGUGA